Mesorhabditis spiculigera is the source of this 498-nucleotide messenger RNA. NCBI's taxonomy places the organism in Eukaryota, Metazoa, Nematoda, Chromadorea, Rhabditida, Rhabditidae. The record is from the annotation of a GenBank genome assembly.
AUGCGACUACCAAUGUACAAAAAUGAUGAAAGAACUGGAUUUAACCGCUUAACUGCCUUCCAAAACGACUAUCGUGAACUUGUAAACAUGCAAUACAUCUAUGAACCGGUCGUCAGCCUGUGGCAAUUGCCAGCUUUUGGAGCAGUUGGUAGUGUAAAAGUACGGUACGACGGUAAGCACUUUCUGAUCUCCGGCCAUGAGGUGUUGAUUUCACUGAUAUGGACGUUUAUGUUUUACAAUUUACCAGACCAAGGCUGCUUCCGAGAACUUGACAGUGCUCAUCCCUACUUCCGCCUGGUCUCCUCCAGCAAAACGAUCAUGAACUUCUACGGCUCUAAAGCUAUUUGUAUGUUUACUGGCGAUGUAUUGGGCUUGCACGACGACUACAACGAGUACGACCCGGAAUUGUCGUCAAAGCGUUGGGCUCGGGAUGUCUCCAAAACGAUGCACGACUUUGGAUUCGUCGAGUCGAACGAGUGGCUGUUCGCCUACGACGCA